UCAAGACCGCCCAAUGAAAAAAAGGCACUGCAGGAUGUGGGCGGGAAAUCCUAAACAGCUGGUGAAUUGAGAGUGUGGAGCUGGAAACAGUAAUACUAAGCGGGCAUCAUGAGGGAUGCGGUGACUCUGUUGUGGGGGGCUUUAUUGGUGAGACAGGUACUUGGGGAGUAUGGCAUGGCACAUUUCAGUAACAAGGGUAAAAGCAAGGGCAAGGAUUACUGCAUUUUCUUCAAUCCGCAGUGGGCAGGUCUGCCUCAGGAUCUCCACAAAGCGUCCCGGCUCCAGAUUCAUGACCUGACGACCUCAGUGCUGUGCUCGCCCUCUGAGGUGCCCGAAGAGGGGUUCACCAACCGCAUCCCCAUGGUGCUGAGGGGCAACUGCACCUUCUAUGAGAAAGUCAGACUGGCACAGAUCAAUGGUGCCAAGGGUCUGCUGAUUGUCAGCAAAGACAGGCUGACACCACCUGCAGGAAACCAGACUGAGUAUGAAGAGAUUGACAUCCCAGUUGCCCUCCUCAGCUACACAGACAUGCUGGACAUCAGCAAGACCUUUGGGAAGGGGGGAGUCGUCGCCAUGUAUGCGCCUCAUGAGCCAGUCUUGGACUACAACAUGGUUAUCAUCUUUCUCAUGGCUGUGGGCACAGUGGCCAUUGGGGGCUACUGGGCAGGCAGCAGGGACAUCAAAAAGCGGUACAUGAAGCACAAGCGGGAUGACAGCGCUGAGAAACAGGACGAGGAGACGGUGGACGUCACUCCGAUCAUGAUCUGUGUGUUCGUGGUCAUGUGCUGCUCCAUGCUGGUGCUGCUCUACUUCUUCUAUGAUAGGCUGGUGUACAUGAUCAUUGGGAUAUUCUGUCUGGCAGCCUCCAUCGGGCUCUACAGCUGUCUGUGUCCGUUUGUGCGCAGACUCCCCUUUGGGAAGUGCAGGAUCCCGGAAAACAACUUGCCCUACUGUCACAAGCGGCCCCAGAUACGCAUGCUGAUGCUGUCCGUGUUCUGCACGGCUGUCAGCCUCACCUGGGGAGUGUUUCGCAAUGAGGACCAAUGGGCUUGGGUUCUGCAGGACACUCUGGGAAUUGCCUUCUGUCUCUACAUGCUCAAAACAAUCAGGUUGCCAACUUUUAAGGCCUGCACUUUACUGUUGGUUGUGUUGUUCGUCUAUGAUAUCUUCUUCGUAUUUAUAACUCCACUCCUCACAAGCGAUGGGGGAAGUAUUAUGGUAGAAGUAGCAGCAGGUCCUUCAGAUUCCUCUACUCAAGAAAAACUUCCAAUGGUGCUGAAGGUGCCCAGACUGAACUCCUCCCCCUUGGCUCUGUGUGACCGGCCAUUCUCUCUCCUGGGUUUUGGGGAUAUCUUAGUGCCAGGCCUUCUGGUGGCCUACUGUCACAGGUUUGACAUUGUGAUGCACUCCUCAAGGAUCUACUUUGUGGCCUGCACCAUUGCUUAUGGAAUUGGUCUUCUCAUCACCUUUGUGGCACUGGCUCUGAUGCAGAUGGGCCAGCCUGCCCUUUUGUACCUGGUGCCUUGCACUCUCCUCACAAGCCUGGCAUUGGCACUGUGGCGCAAGGAAUUACGCAUGUUCUGGACAGGAAGUGGCUUUUUGAAGGAUGAGCCCCAGCCCCCAGUCAUCGCACCCAUCAGCUGCACUCAAACGCCAGAGCAGUCCACUGAAAAACCAGUAGCCAAUCCUGAGCCACAGGGUGCUGAAGCCUCCAAUCAGAGUGCAGACCCUCCUCCACUGGAGGAGGGGGACGUGCCCAAGGAUGAAGCGGGCCAAUCUGAAUAAAGGACAAUAAUAUAGAACGCCAGGUCCUUAUGCUUUUUUUUGUUUUGCUUUCUUAUGUAAAAACUGAGUAUCAGUCCUACAAUUGAGAAGGCAUCGGUGUAUAGCAAGCUAUGAAGACAGUGCACUUAGCAUUAAGGUAAGGAAAGGUGUAUAUACCUUCACUGGCAGAAAAACAUAUAGAAACAUUAAUCUGUGAGGCAUUUAGGCCCAGGGAUGUGUAGUGGAUAGAUAUUGGCCCUAACUGAAACACACUCACACACAAUGACAGCCAUUACCAGUAAGGCUCCAUGGGUUUCUGUUAACAUGCAUUUAUGUCACUGACAGAGAUGGAGGAGUGCAAUGCCAUCAGCUAUUAACAUGCUUUCCUGACUCAGCCCAUCUCAACCUGCCCAUCACUGCCUCCAUUCACAGGUCUCACAUGUACUUGUGUCUUAGCAAUAAUCCCCAUACAGACUGCCUCUCACUCACAGAACCCUUUGACCUGAAAACACAGUUUUCCUUCCUUUUGUCAAAAUAGUUUUUUA
This is a messenger RNA of Megalops cyprinoides (Indo-Pacific tarpon), 2309 nucleotides long. Its product is annotated as signal peptide peptidase-like 2B. NCBI's taxonomy places the organism in Eukaryota, Metazoa, Chordata, Actinopteri, Elopiformes, Megalopidae. The record is from RefSeq and is a predicted model, not a curated record. The transcript has 15 exons. Gene Ontology annotation, molecular function: aspartic endopeptidase activity, intramembrane cleaving. The coding region runs from base 109 to 1785 and encodes 558 amino acids. Gene Ontology annotation, biological process: membrane protein proteolysis. Gene Ontology annotation, cellular component: lumenal side of endoplasmic reticulum membrane; lysosomal membrane; Golgi-associated vesicle membrane.